AUGGCGUGUACCGGGUAUCGGCGCGUCUGCAUCGCAGGGCAGUUUUUCCUGGUUCAUCGGCUUGUUGCGGCUGCCUUUCUUGGACGGGCACCAAGCUUAGCGCAUUGGAUGGUGAAUCAUAUCGACAACGAUCGCUGCAACAACCAUGUGAGCAACUUGUCGUAUGUAACGCCCAGCGAGAACAGUCGGCAUGCGUGGACCACCAAUGGGUCGCAGCGACUUCCUAGACAGGGCCGAUCUGCUCUGUGGCGUCCUUGUGGCCGUGAGUUCUGGUCUUCGGCUGCUUCGCAAGCAGAAGCUGGAAGAAAAUUGGGCGUGUCACCUCAAUGCGUGUCUCGUUGUUGCAGCGGCUUCUCUUCGAGCUGCAAAGCGACCGAUGGUAGAAACUAUGAGUUUCAGUUCAAGCCCGUGGAGAAGCACGAGUGGAAUGAGGAGGGCGAGUUGUGGAAGCAGGCUGUGCACGCCGGUGAUGGAAAAGUGGUUUCCGAUCUCAUGGUCAGCAAUCGCGGCAGGGUGCUGCGAGCCACGGAUUGGGGCAGAAAGAUGCCCUGGCGUGGUUCGCAGAUGACCGCCGGGUACUACACAGUACACAAAGGGGGCCGCGCAUACAGGGUCCACCGGUUGGUUGCCGGUACCUUCUUGGGUCAGCCUGCAUCGCAAGAUUUGCAGGUGAACCACAAAGACUCGAAUCGUUGGAACAACCACGUGGACAACUUGGAGUAUGCCACGCAGUCUCAAAACAUGCAGCAUGCCUUGCGUCGAAAUGUCGGGAUCAAGCGAAAUGGCCAGGGCAAGCCCGUGCAAGCGCGUGUCGCAGGUUCGAACAGCCCGUGGCAGCAGUUCUCUUCCAUCAAGGCCGCUGCAGAUCACACCGGUACGAACGAACGUGUCGUCUCCCGAUUGUGUUCGGGGAGAGAAAAUGUCAAGAAUACCAGCGGUUGGGAAUUCCGCUUCUUGCCGAUGGAGCCUUUUGCAGGCGAAGAAUGGCGACCGGUGGUUCUGGAGGGAGCACGAGUGCUUCGACACUACAGGUCGUGA
Molecule: messenger RNA, 1038 nt
Organism: Symbiodinium necroappetens
Lineage: Eukaryota; Dinophyceae; Suessiales; Symbiodiniaceae
Source: the annotation of a GenBank genome assembly